UCUAGUAGAUGGCAGCAAAUCUGCAGGACGACUUGUGAAAACAUUUUGGAACAGUUGAGGUAGAAAUUCUUCUUUUCUGGUGGUUUUGUUUUGAGUCUUUGGAGGACCAAACAACACGACUGGUCAACAGCAAUUAAAACCACGAUAAUGUGUUGAAAAAGCCCAUAGGAAUGAUAGUUCAACGUUUGUCUCACAUUCGUAAAAUAGAAAUCCCAUCAGCUGACAGCGAAAGUAGGCAAUACACCGUUCCUUCCUUGAUGCCAGGGUAAAGGAUUGCAUUGGUCCAAAGAGCUUCGGAGCUACAGUCAUUAUCAUGGAACAGAAAAGGCUUUCAGAAUAAGUCAUUCGCCCACACACAUGAGUGCUGUGUUCCCCUUGCGCUGGGCCAAGCGCCAUGCCUGACCGGGACAGCACCUACCUGUCAGGUGGUGGUGGGAGCAGCAGCGGCGGGGUGGGUACUAGUGUGGGCGAGGAAGGUGGGUCUGGUUUAGGAGGGCGCACGGGAGAGGGCUGGGGGGGGUCCGCAGGAGGUGAAGACAGUGGCUGUGGUUCUGGGGGCAUGGGUGGAGGAGGGGCCCUGGGGAAUGGGAACAACUGUGGGGGAGGUGGAGCCAGGGGCCCGGAGUCAGGACCGGCCCCGGACGGGGUCUGCAGAGACUUCUUGAGGAACGUGUGUAAGAGGGGCAAACGCUGCCGCUUCAAACACCCCGACUUCAAUGAGGUGCCGGACCUCGGGGUGCAGAAGAACGAGUUUGUGUUCUGCCACGACCACCAGAACAAGGAGUGUGUCCGCUCUAGCUGCCGCUUUGUCCACGGCUCCAAGGAGGAUGAGGACUACUAUAAGAAGUCAGGGGAGCUACCCCUCAGGCUGAGGGGGAAAGUGGCUGCAGGACUGGGCCUGUCCCCCAUGGACCUCCCCCACAGCCGAGGGGAGGUCCCCAUCUGCAGGGACUUUCUGAAGGGUGAGUGCCAGCGGGGCAACAAGUGUAAGUUCCGCCACGUCAAGAAGGACAACGAGUAUGAGCCGGCAAGGGUGGGUGUGGGGGGCGUGUUGGGCCCAGGGGCCAGUGGGAUGGUGAACACAGGCGGCGGGGUCGGAGGGGUUGGGGUGGGUGCCUGUGGGGGCAUGGCUGGACUGGUGGGGGGUGGAGGUGGGGGCAACAUGAUGGGGAUGGGCUUCCCCAGCCUAGGGGGUUGCAGAGACCCGGGUAUCUCAGGGGUGGGAGGAGUAGGGGUAAGUGGGAUUGGGGGUUGCCUCUCAAUGGGGGCCUCAGGACCGCGUCGUUUUGACAGGGGCCCCUGCUCGGUGUACGAUCCCCUGUUUGAGAGCGGACUGUAUGAGACAUUGCCCCUGGAAGCCCCUGUGGACCACACAAUGCUGCAGCUGAAGAGACGCAGGCUGGAGGGGCUCCGGCUGGACGGAAACGGAGGGGGGCACUAUGAGCUGGGGGUGCAGGCGGCCCUCCCACCCCGGCCCCUAGUGUACAGGUUUCUGGAGGAGGAAAACACCCUGCUGAGGAGGAGAGUGGAUGACCUGAAGAAACAGGUGUCAAACCUCAUGGCCACCAACGAGGUGCUGCUGGAGCAGAAUGCCCAGUUCCGGAGCCAGACCAAGGUGUCGGUGAUGACCCUGUCCUCCACCCCAGCCCCCUCUGAACAGACCAUGGCGUCCCCCGUGGGCGCGGUCAGUUCCUACAGCAUCGCCCAGACCCAUACCACCCGGAGUAGCACCGGGCUGCAGCCUCGUACCGUCACCCUCACACAGCAGGACCUAGUGGCCCCCACCGGUGCCCCUACAGUGCCCCCAUCUAACGUCGCCCCACCCAGCGCUCCCCUGCCCCACCUCAACCCCGAGAUCACCCCGCUCUCAGCUGCCCUGGCUCAGACCAUCGUCCAGGGCAUGGUGCCUCCCGUCUCCAUGGCGCCCGUCACUGUUUCCGUGGCGCCGGUGGCUGUAUCCAUGGCACAGCCUCUGCCUGGCAUCACUAUAAGCCAUUCCACCACCCCCAUGGUGUCAUACCCUAUCGCCAGCCAGAGUAUGAGGAUCACCACCAUACCUCACUGAUGCAGCACACGCUCUAGGACCCAUGGAACUAAAGAUGGGGAUGGUAUGUAGAAUUCCAUCUCUCAAGUUUUAAUUACCCACUGCUGACUGACUUGAGGGGGGAAGUUGAGGUGGGUAACCCCUAAUGCCCACAUGCCAUGGACAGAGAAAAGGUUAACGAUGAUAGGAUGCCUUCACACAAACCCUGCUUUGUGGCAGCGCUACAGGUAGUCCUCUGAGGUGACCUCUGAACUUGUUAAAGGUUUGUGUGCCAAAGGGAUUUCUUCAAACACAGACACCAAAAAUAACGACAAACUGUGAAAAUAUGUCAGGGUAAUAUUCAUAGUUCUUUGACAAAUUUGACUGAUGUCUUGAGAUUGCAAGGUGUUUGUGACAUUUCAGUUAGCUUCCGUUAUUUAUGUUUAUGGAUUUCGCUUGUGUAACUCUGAUAUUUUGCACAUGUUUAAUGAGAAUAACAACCACAAGAAAAUGAA
Coregonus clupeaformis (lake whitefish) is the source of this 2538-nucleotide messenger RNA. RefSeq names its product zinc finger CCCH domain-containing protein 10-like. Lineage: Eukaryota; Metazoa; Chordata; Actinopteri; Salmoniformes; Salmonidae. Bases 395 to 2065 code for a protein of 556 amino acids. The record is from RefSeq and is a predicted model, not a curated record. The transcript has 3 exons. Gene Ontology annotation, molecular function: metal ion binding.